Molecule: messenger RNA, 886 nt
Organism: Pundamilia nyererei
Lineage: Eukaryota; Metazoa; Chordata; Actinopteri; Cichliformes; Cichlidae
Product: granzyme B-like
Exons: 5
Coding region: 109-867 (252 amino acids)
Biological process (GO): proteolysis
Molecular function (GO): serine-type endopeptidase activity
Source: RefSeq, a predicted model, not a curated record
AUCCGUGCAGAAACUUCUGACCACAAAGUUUCUGUUGUGGGAGGCGUGUUAUAAAAAGAGACGUGUGGAGUGGGGGGGUCACUGCAAGCCUGCAGCGUCUGUCCCACCAUGAUCUGCUGCAUCCUUUACGUCUUUCUGCAAAUCUCCCUCACAGGGGCUGCUGAGAGCGGCAUAGUCGGUGGCAGGGAGGCAAAGCCGCACUCCAGACCGUACAUGGUGUCAGUCCAGUAUCGGGGAGUACAUUCAUGUGGAGGGAUCCUUAUUCAGAGGGACUUUGUUCUGACUGCAGCUCACUGCAAAAAUGAGACCUGGGGUUCUUGCACCGUGGUGCUCGGAGCACACGACAUCACCAAGAAAGAGAGAACUCAGCAACGCAUCGAAGUGGACGAGUAUUUCGCUCAUCCAGGGUUCACUGGGAACUUAAACAAUGACAUCAUGUUACUGAAGUUGAAGAAGAACGCCACGCUGAAUAAGUACGUGAGGACCAUAGGACUGCCUAAGAAGAACGGGGAAACACCCGCCAACAUUAAAUGUGCUGUGGCCGGCUGGGGACUAACCAGAGCUAAUGGAUCUCGUUCAAGUGUCCUUAAAGAAGCCACAGAGAAGAUGCAGUUCAGCACUGAGUGCAAACACAUUUGGCAAAAACACUUUAACUCUGGUCACAUGAUAUGCACCAAGUUUACCAGACGGGAUGGAGGUGUUUGCCAGGGAGACUCCGGUGGGCCACUUAUCUGCAACACAAAGCCUCAGGGUAUAACAGCCUUCAUCUGGGGAGAGGACUGCAAUAAUCCACAGUACCCGCAUGUCUAUACUAAAGUCAGCUCCUUCAUCCCGUGGAUCAAGCAAACAAUGGAGGAGCAGGAAUGAUGCACGAGUCAGAGGAGCA